UUUCAGGUGAUUAUGGCCUCGCAAGACAGCGAUGAGGCUUUGCCAGCAAAUUAUAAAGAUUAUCCGGAUGGAUCUCUCCUUCGCGUUGUAUUUCAUAAUUUUCUAACAUACGAACACACCUCAUUCCUUCCAACUGCAAGUCUGAAUAUGAUUUUGGGACAUAAUGGAAGUGGAAAAAGUUCGAUUAUUUGUGGAAUUUGUCUGGCUUGCGGCGGAAGUCCGAAAUCAUUGGGAAGAUCAGAGAGAAUCGUGGAAUAUAUUAGACAUGGAUGCACAGAAGGAUACGUUGAAAUUGCAAUUGCUGACAAACAAAAAGGUCCACAAGUUGUUCGCUUAACGAUUCGAGUGGGAGAGCAGCCGAAAUAUCGUUUAAAUGAUAGUGCAACAACACAAAGUGAAAUCGCCGAUCUAAGAAAGCAUUACAAUAUUCAAAUUGACAAUCCGUGUGCAUUUCUUGCUCAAGACAAAGUCAAGAGUUUUUCCGAGCAAUCGUCUAUUGAAUUGUUAAGAAAUACAGAAAAAGCUGCGUCGGCUGAUCUCGAUCAACAACACAUAGAUCUCAUGAAACAGCGAGAAGACUCGACUUCAAUUGAGGAUAAAUGUACAACAUCUGAAAAUGCAAUUAAACGAUUAGAAGAUGAAAUUGGUAAAAUUAUGCCACUCGUUGAGAACUAUCGAAAGAAGUUAGCUCUCCAGUCAAAACUCCGUUUGCUCGAAAAGAAAAUGAAAAUUAUGGAAUUUGAAAAGUUCGAUCGGGAGUAUAAAGCUGAGUUGCAAAACAUGGAUGGAGCAAUGAUAGAGUAUCGAGAAGUCGAGAAAAGUAUUGCAGAAUGCGAAAAGCACAGAAAAAAUUUGGAAGAUCGGAUUAAAAAAGACAGAAGUCAAAUCAGUCAGAUGCAACGUUCUUGUAACGAAAUCCUUGCAAAAGUCCAAGAGAAAGGAGAUAAAAAGUUGAUGGAAGAUAUGAUGCAACGUGCUAAAGCAAAAUUGGAAUCGGCGAAAAAAGCAGCAGAUCAACAUGAAAAAGAUGUCGAAAAAGCUCGAAAAAUGAUUGAUCAAGCUCGAGCGAGACUUCAGGAAGCCGUUGAUACUCUUAAUGGAUACGAAGAGUUUCAAUCCGAAAUGAAGAGUUUAGAGCAAAAGUAUUCGACUGCUGAACGUGACAGUCGUCAAGAAGAAGAUGCAAUUCAAAAGAAAUCAUAUGAAAUGCGGCAGCUGGAAAAUAAAAAACGAGACGAAGAACAGAAUUCUCAGUUAAAUCGACAAGAUCGAUAUCGCGUUCUUCAAAAUUUCAGCAGUGAUGCCUCGAAAGCCUAUCGCUGGUAUCAACAGAAUCGAAGUCAAUUCAAAGGAGACGUAUAUAUGCCCAUUAUGGAUAUGGUUCUCAAAACUCCAGAAGCGGCAAAAGCUCUUGAGAACAGUGUUGGUGUUCGUGAUCGUACUAUGUUCGUUUGCUGUUAUAAGGAAGAUGAACUUUUGAUCAACGGAAAACAACAUUCAUGGCGUAUUAACACUUCAGUGGUCCCUGCUGAAAAAAUCUAUUCUGAAGAUAUCGAUGCUCAGCUUCCAUCUGAACUUUCUCGUCUUGGAUUUAAAUAUCUCGUUUCUAAUUGCUUUGAUGCUCCUGCCCCACUCAAACAAUUCUUAUGCAAUGUCAGCGGUUUGAAUAGAAUUCCAUUCGGAGGAUCUGAUGUUGAGAAAAAGAUCGCUGAAGUAUCGCAAGCGAUCGAACAAACGAGAUAUUCAGUUUUUUUGACAGCCAAUAUUAGAUGUCAAAACUCGAAAUCCAGAUAUGCAAAUAACACUCUUCAAUCUCAAUCGGCCACACGCGAAGCAAAUACAUGGCGAGACCAGUUCUUCAAAGUUUCUCCAGUUGCGAAGAGAACCGACAACAGUAUUCUUGAAGAAAUUCAAAAACUGAAAGCAGAAAUCGAUAUUCGAUCUGAACAACUACGAGAGAAACGUGGAGCAAUUCAGAAGGAACGAGAUGUUUUACGUCAAGAGCAAAUGCAAUGGAAGUCGAAGAAACAAGUUCAUACUAAAUGGAAAACAGAAUUGGCGAGUGAAAUGGCAAAAUUGGAAGCUCUCGAAAAUGAAGUUGUUGAUAUUUCUGCAAUUGAAGAAGAGUAUGCGAAUGUGGAAAAGAAGGCGAUUCUUGAGACGAAAAAGAUGCUGGAGAACAGUAUUCGGUGGCAUAAAGAAAUCAUCGACAAGCAUCGUUUAAUUGGAAUUUUCGAGCUGAGUGAAUCCAUAUGCAAAUCGAGAGUGAAUAAAUCAAAUUCGGAAGCUGAAACCCAUCGAUCGAAGCUUGAAGAUUUGAAAAGCGUCAAAGAUGCUGCUGAAGAUCUACUGAAGACUGCGUUGAAUCACAAGAAAGCAGCAGCAAGUGCAUUGAUGAAGGAAUGUUCUUUGAAAACUUUAGACGAAUCGAAAAUGAGUCCCGCUGAAAAUAAGAUUUAUUCAUCUUUAGUUAAAAUGUUCGAGGAAGCUGAUGUUCCGACUGAUAUGAAUACUCUGGAUCAAGCAAUCACUUCAGAGAAAACCCGUUUGAAACUUGCUGAAGAUAGCGGCGAAGAUGGUUCAAUCGUGCAUGAACAGAGAUUAAAAGUUCUUGAUGAUGAUCUCGUUUUGGAAAAAACGCGUCAAGAGAAGCUUAUUGAAAACCGUGCACGUAUCCACGAUAAACUAGGUGAUGAGAUCAACAAUUGGCGUAAGGAAGUUGAGACAAUGAUUGAACAAAUCAAUGUAAACUACGUUCAAUUCUUUGAUUCUCUUGGUUGUCGCGGAGAAGUUAGUCUUGAAGUUCCCGAAAAUCCACUGGAUAUUGAAAAAUAUGGAAUCAUGAUUAUGGUGUGCUUCCGCAAAGGAGAAAGUAUGAAACGUCUUGACAAUAAAGUUCAAUCUGGAGGUGAACGAAGUGUGGCUACGAUGCUUUAUCUUCUGGCUCUACAACAAUUAUGCCCAGUUCCAUUCAGAUGUAUUGAUGAGAUUAAUCAGGGAAUGGAUCCUACAAACGAACGGAAAGUGUUUGAUAUUAUGGUUGGAAUGUGGAAUGGAACCACUGGAACACUUUCCAAAACUCAAUACUUUUUGCUCUCUCCAAAACUUCUUCAUGGUUUGGAUAUGCGCGAAAAUGUGAACAUUGUUAUGGUGAAUAGUACACUCACCAAUUCUCAUGGAAAGCAUUACGACACCAGUGCCAAGAUAGAUGCGACAUUUGCAAAAAUGGGAAUCAGUGCAUGAAACGAGUUAUUCUAAAAACGGCGUCCCAGACAUGAUCUCUACUGAACUUCUCGGAAUUCUCAUUCUUUAUUGCUUUCUUUUCCAAGUUCUCUAAUUUUUUUAAUACUAGGAAUAAAUACAUUGUUCAUAAAUAUUUAUACAUAAACUCUAGUACGAAAA
Messenger RNA from Caenorhabditis elegans, 3402 nucleotides. RefSeq names its product Structural maintenance of chromosomes protein 5 (gene smc-5). Gene Ontology annotation, cellular component: chromosome; nucleus. The transcript is spliced from 12 exons. Lineage: Eukaryota; Metazoa; Nematoda; Chromadorea; Rhabditida; Rhabditidae. The coding region runs from base 13 to 3243 and encodes 1076 amino acids. The record is from RefSeq and is marked reviewed.